Molecule: messenger RNA, 3398 nt
Organism: Eublepharis macularius
Lineage: Eukaryota; Metazoa; Chordata; Lepidosauria; Squamata; Eublepharidae
Gene: C8H9orf85
Product: chromosome 8 C9orf85 homolog
Exons: 4
Coding region: 213-716 (167 amino acids)
Source: RefSeq, a predicted model, not a curated record
AUGAGGUCAGACUCUUCGCUGGAGGUAGCCGCCAAUGAUCCUGGAAUGGAGGCGGAACCAUCGGCUUCCGAGCCAAUCUCAGCUGCCUCGCUGAGGUCGAAGGGCCAAGGGGAAAGAUCUUUUUUCUGGCGGUGGCUCAGCCAAUCCGAUGCCGAAAGUGAAGAGGCGCUACCCCGAAGGUUUACUUCCGGGUUUGAGUGCAUGUGUGGGGAAUGAGCUCUCAAAGGGGAAACGUGGUUCGCACGCGGCCGCAGCGGCACCAGAAUGCGGAGGUCUUCAGAAAUGAUAAACACGACACGAGCGCCCAUCGCAAGAAAAUUAAUGCAAAACUACAUGAAGGUUUGUGUCAACAUUGUAAAGAAGUCUUAGAAUGGCGUGUGAAGUUCAACAAGUACAAACCACUAACUAAACCUAAAAAAUGUGUGAAAUGUCUACAGAAGACUGUCAAAGAUUCUUACCACAUAGUCUGCAAACCAUGUGCUUGUGAACUGGAGCUGUGUGCUAAGUGUGGGAAACAAGAGACAAUAGUUAUUCCGAUUCAGACGAGUCCAGUGAAGACUGAGGAACAGGCAGCCCAAAAUGAUGAGCAGAAGAGCACAAGAGAGACCCUUGAGGGUGGUGGUGAAUUAAACUUAGGAGGUGGCUUGGAAGAUGAUCUGGAGUUACUCAUGCAACGGAUUAAAAAUUUGAAACCUGAAAAAACAGAAGUCCAGUGACCUCUUUGCAAAGAAAGUUCUGAUAAGAAUUGAAUUUCUUGCCAGAAGGCCGUAUGUAAGACUGUUGCCUUUCACUGUGAAGGAAUUAAUAAAAGACAUCUGAAGAUAAAAAUAACCAUGCUGGAUCAAACCAAUGGUCCAUAUAGUACAGCAUCCUGUUUCCAACUGUGGCCAUUCAUUUAGUUAUCAUGACUACUCAGCAAUGAUAGACCUGCCCAGUCUCCUUUUAAAAUGCAUCUAAAUCAGUGCCCAUCACCACAUCUUGUAGCAGUGAGUUCUGUGGAUCAAUGGCCUGUUGUGUGAAAUAGUCCUCUUCUUCCUGCCAAUUGAGAAUAGUUUGCAGCAAACUAAUGAGGCUAUGCUGCCUUAAAGGUCUUAUUAACAAAAUCUGUUAGAGGAUUCUAUUACUUAAUAAACCUUUCUUUUACUAAAUUGUCGUCUGAAUGAAGUAAUGCUGUACAACUUGACUGUGCUUCCUCCCCUUUAAUCCUUCUGAUUAUCAUGCUGCCAUACACCAUGUCAUCCAGCUACCUUUGGCUUAACAGCCUCCCCUCUUUAUUGGGUAAGUGAAUGUCAUCUUUCAAAUUCUUUUCUUUACUUGAUUAAUUUUGUGAGAGGGUUUUUCUCCUUAAACAUUGAAACUCUACUUCUUGUACACUUCCAGUCAUUUUUUACCCAGUGACUAGAACAGCUGGAUCAGAACAAAGGUCUAUCUUUAAAGAGGAUGUUGUAUGAAUGUUGGUCAGCAAGAUGCUAUUGAGAAACCCACAAGCAGUCUCUGAAAUGGUCAGGAAAACAGUAAAACAAGAGGGCAAGAGCGCAAGCAUUUCAUAUACUACCUAGUUGAUGGGUUCUAACAAUAUGUUAAACAACCAUGGCAAUGGCAGUGAUAUUAGGGAACCAAAUGUUUUAGGGCCAUGAGGGAGUAAUCUUAUUGAUCAUGUUGAAGUGAGUUUUAGAAAUGACCUUUAUCAGUGAUUAGUUGUUUUUGUAGAACGGGAUACUACAUCCAUUGGGACUAAGGCAACAGCUACAUAAGGGCUUCUUCUGCUGAGAAGGAGAAUAGCUGCUGUGUGAGAGGUUGCUAAAUCACAAACGGGGGCAGAGGAAUAAAUCUUCACAGUGUUUGAAGUCCUGGGGAAACCCAGAUUUUAUUCCAGGGUUUUUUUUAGUGGAAAUUUGAGAAAAAACAGUGGAGUCUUUUCCUAUUGGAGAAAUCGAAAGGGGAAAAGGCCUUUAUAAACCCAUCCCAUCCUUUCCCUUAAUUUUUUCCCCUGCGUCUUAUCUAGAUGAGGACCAAUAGCUUACCCUUGCUUGAACUGACCACACACCAGGAGGAGUACUGGAAAAAGAAACAGUGCUGUUUUAAGUAUGUACUCUGGGAAUUUGGAAACUGUUUCCACUUGAUCUUCAUAAGCAAUGAUUUUGUCCAGGGUGUGUCUGUCAGUGUUUAGAGAACUAUGGAUCUUUCUUGCUUGUGUUUGUAGAAAUGGUUUAUUUUGGACAUGAAAUAUACACAAUGUGAUCAUUUUGUGCCUGACUUGGUGCUGUAUCCCUCUGGAAAUCUGCACUCAGAAAUUAGCCUAUAGGUCUCGGGUAUCUUGAUCCAAGUCCCCUGAGGGAUCUGUCUGAGUAUUAAGUUCAUAAACAGAGCCUAAAAGUUGUCACUUUUCCUAAAUUAGAACAGUCCUUGCCAUACAUAUUCCUUGAACCAGAAUUUAUUUGCAGAUACUUAGACGUGCAUAUAGAGCUCUUUGAACCAUAGCUCUCCAGUUGUUUUAAUUGAGGGUUUACUCUGUCCCUGCAUUGCCGUUUCAUCCAUAUGGAACUAAUCUUGAUAAUGAACACUGGGAGCUCUCUAUGUAUGAAGCACCUGUAGACCUUCUGGUCAUAAAGUGUUCUGUGCCAAAAACAUAAAUGAUUCCUAUACUUGAAUCCAAAAUGAGAGAAAGCGUCACCUGAUAGCAUAUUUCUGUAACUGCAUUCAUUUCUUUCCAGAGAUUUGAAUUAACAUAUGAACACAUUCCAGGGCUGCUUUUACCAAGCAUUUUCCACAUUUCAGCUACUUGACUCGUGUAGGUUUUUUCUGUUUUUGUUCAUGUAUUUGUGCACAAAUUGAGAAUAGCGUUUUCCAUCCUCAAAAAUACAUGCUAUAUUUUAAACCUUUUAAAAAAUGGUGUUUCCCUGGCAGGAAGCUAUUGCACAUACAAUGCUGCUUCAUACUGAAUCAGACCCUCGGUCCAUCCAAGUCACUAUUGUCUACUCAGACAAUUGGCAUGAACAGUUGUGUGUGUCUGAAAGGGAAAAUAUGCCUUAUGUUUAAAUUACAGGAAAUGCCCCUUCACUUCCUUUCUUCUUUUGCAUUUUUCAGUGAACUUCUCUAUAGUUGCUGGGAAACUUCCACCAGUAUUUUUGGCACCAAUAAAACUUUAUUUUGGGGAUCAGAUCAGAGCAACAUUGUAGCAUACUUAACAGCAGUACAUUGCCACUGUUCUGUUCUGUGAUUAUGUUUUGGGAGUUUCUAUGUUGCUAAAUAUGCCAAGUUAGCAAGUUAUGCUUUGUUUCAGAAAGAUUUCAUCUCUGUCAUUGACUUUAUGCUUGUUUUCAGAUUAUUAUUUUUUUACCAUUCCCUAUAGUAUCUGCUCACCAAAUGUCCUAACUGUUGUUUUCACUUGCACUGUG